Messenger RNA from Colletotrichum lupini, 1179 nucleotides. RefSeq names its product zinc-binding dehydrogenase. The record is from RefSeq and is a predicted model, not a curated record. Gene Ontology annotation, molecular function: oxidoreductase activity; zinc ion binding. Lineage: Eukaryota; Fungi; Ascomycota; Sordariomycetes; Glomerellales; Glomerellaceae. The transcript is spliced from 3 exons. The annotation marks the transcript as partial.
CAGUUCGGUUGGUCUCAACUUCAACUUCACACGCCAUUCUUUAAACUACAGCCCUGUGUAUACUUACCUUAUUCUUAUCUUAUUCGACGAAGCACAAUUAUGGAGACACACCGAGCUGCUGUCUUGACUUCGCCUCAAGGCUCAGAUGGGAAGCCUACGUUUGCGGUGCGGGAUGAACCGCGGCCAGUUCCAGGACCGAAUGAAGUUCUUAUCCGCCUAUCAGUGACGGGUCUCUGCGGUUCCGAUCUCGGUAUGGCCAUGGGCCAUUUCGGACCCCUCGAUAGGAAGAUUCUCGGCCACGAAGGAGUCGGUCGCAUUGCCGCCCUAGGCUCUAACAUUGCGGCCCUCGACCAAUCGGUCCAAGUUGGACAGCGAGUGGGUGUCGCCUGGACUCGCGAUACUUGCGGCAAUUGCGAGGCCUGCGUAGACCUCGUCAAUGAGGGUGAGACGCGCUGUGAAAAGACACUCCACUCUGGUAGAGCGUACGACGGUACAUUCGCUCAGUAUACGCUUGCGCCGCUGCGGUACUUGGCGAGACUUCCUGCCCAGUUUGACGAGGUGCCUGACGAGGAGGUUGCGCCUAUCCUGUGUGCGGGUGUCACUGCUUACAAGGCGAUUAAGAAUUGCCAUGUUACGCCGGGCUCGUGGUUCGCCAUCUCGGGAGCCGGAGGAGGUGUAGGUGCCCUAGGCGUCGCGUAUGCCCGUGCAAUGGGCUACCGCGUCAUUGGCGUCGAUGCUGGCCCGGAGAAGGGUGAAAUCUGUAAAGACCAGGGAGCCGAGGUCUACAUCGAUGUUACCGAGCCUGGAACUCUAGCCGAGAAAGUCAGAAAGGCAACCGGAGGGUAUGGGGCAAAGGCAGUGGUGGUGGCAGCUACGGCAACUGCUGCUUACCAGGAUGCCUUUGAGUUGCUGGCGCCAUUCGGGACACUGAUGUGUGUUGGCAUUCUGCCUUGGGAGGCGAAAGUAAAUUUUAAUCCCAUCUGGCUUAUCGGGAAGGGUUGGAAGAUCCUGAGCUCCUCUGUUGGAUCGCGUGCCGAUAUUCUUGAGGCAUUGGAGUUUGUCAGACGACGUGUGGUCGUUCCCAAUGUCCACGUGGGCAAAAUCGACGACUUGGAGGAAUUAGUGCAGACUAUGCACGGCGGUCAACUGAAGGGCAAGUGGGUUUUGAAGCUGGACUAA